Messenger RNA from Melitaea cinxia (Glanville fritillary), 3019 nucleotides. It is a transcript of the gene Corin, whose product is annotated as atrial natriuretic peptide-converting enzyme. The record is from RefSeq and is a predicted model, not a curated record. Lineage: Eukaryota; Metazoa; Arthropoda; Insecta; Lepidoptera; Nymphalidae. The transcript has 16 exons. Gene Ontology annotation, cellular component: membrane. The coding region runs from base 71 to 3019 and encodes 982 amino acids. Gene Ontology annotation, molecular function: protein binding; serine-type endopeptidase activity. Gene Ontology annotation, biological process: proteolysis.
AAAAGCACACGUCGCAAUGUUCACGGUAUAAGGCGCUGACAUCUCUUAUAAAUGUGAGCAUCGAAACAAGAUGGCCUCCUUCAAAGACUGGCUAACAGUGACGUGGACGCAAAGUGGUAUGCACUUGCAGCCGGACGCCGGCAACGAUGAUGACACCGACUCGGUUAGAGGACGUUACGGGAGAGCUGGUAGUCUAGCAGUUACUCCUGGAGAAAAAUUGAUGGAAUUACUUCGUCCGAGUCUCGGCACGCCACGUCGCCACUCGACCGCAGCCUGUGCCCCGGCACAGCCGAGGCCCUCUGGCUUCGUGUACUGCCCCUCAGACGCGUUACCUUAUUGCCCUCCGUCGAGAUUCGCUCCGCCCAGACCAGUAAAUAAGUUGCCGCCACCACAGAUACAGCAGCCUCCUCAACCUCCACCAGUACCGCAAAGAACUGCUCCAGUAGUGGUACCGCUGCCCGUCCCACCCCCGGCGCCCCCUCGACGUUCCUCACCACAGCCCCCUCGUCGGGCACCACCACCAACGCCUCCCCGGCCAGUGCCGGCAGCACCCAUUACAACAGUCCCCACAGUCACAGACCCCAAUGGAAACAAGCGACCUACGCCAAUACCGCCCCAGCCAUUACCAGCUCAACCGAGACUCGACUGCAAUAGGAAUCCACAACCACCCGUCCCGAGACGACCGCCCCAAAAGAUGCCAGAUACUCCAUACACACCUGCACCAUUACCACAAAAUAAUCAAGUGAAGCGAUCGCCAAGUUCAGGAUCGAACAUCAGUGUCAGACAAGACUCAAACGUUUCAUCCGAUUCGUUUAGUCAGACAUCAUCUCCGUCUUAUACAACGAAGACUAUGGAAGCGCCUCUGCUGCCUCACCAGCACGUUAACAAGAGCCUCAACGCAAAGAUAGCGAGAGGGCUAUUGCUCAAAGAGCAACAAGAGAAAGAGGCGGGCAACUCUUCGAUCACAAAGAGCAUGUCAACACCAGCCUCGUUACAGACGAUAGUUAGGUUCCAGAAUGGAAGCAACAUGUCGUUACACCACAGGAUGUUCCGAGACAAACGUAGCUCGAGCACUGGGAGCUCAGUCCACAAGUUCCGCGCGGUUCAACUCGCGGUGAACGCGAUCGUUCUACUCGCGAUCACAGGCGCGUUUUUCGCCUACUUCAACGCUAAUCCCGCUGUUCAGUACGUGUCACAAGUCGUUAACCGGUCGACGGUGGUCACGUGGCCAGCGCCUACUGAGCCACCAGGAGCAAGGAACCCAGCGCCAGGCGUCUGUUUACCAGUCAUCGUUACAUUUUGCCAGCAGCAUCACAUCUCGUACAACUUCACUGUGUUCCCAAAUUACAUCGGACAUUUCGGGCAGAGGGACGCACAGCAGGAUUUAGAAAUUUACGACGCUGUUGUCGACGUCCGCUGCUAUGAGCUCACGGCGCUCUUUCUGUGUUCAAUCUUCGUGCCCAAGUGUGGCCCUUUGGGUCAUAUGGUUAGACCGUGUAGGAGUCUUUGCCAUGAAACAAUGCGUCGAUGCGGUUUCUUCCUGGAGGUGUUCGGCUUGUCGAUGCCUGAUUAUUUGCAAUGCGAAAUAUUUCCUGAAUCAACUGACACAGACGUCUGUCUCGGCAACCGAGAGGUUAAGGAAGCGCGUUUCAGAGCGUCUAAACCAGUAUGUCCAACCGGAUUUCAAUGCGACAUGAACCGCUGCAUCCCUCACGACUGGCGCUGCGACGGUCACGUGGACUGCGCUGAUCGUUCCGACGAGCUCAACUGUCGCGUCUGCAAGCGAAGCGGAGAUGUGCACUGCGGGAACCAGCGCUGUAUCUCUCAAUCUCAUCUCUGCGAUGGGAAGAUUGAUUGCCCCUGGGGCCAGGAUGAGAGGAACUGUUUGCGUCUCAGUGAAGCUAACGGUGACGUCGGUAGUGGCGAGCUGCAGGUAUACCGCGCAGCCAAUCAGUCGUGGUUCCCCGCUUGCAUCACGACGCUGGACGAACCCACAGCCGCCAAACUCUGCUCUAUGCUCGGAUACUCCUGGGUGAACCGAAGCACGGCGGUGAACUCGGCGGGCGCUCGCGCCGGUCGCGGCCACGCGCACGUGCACGGCGUGGCGCAGUCCUACCGCGCCUUCCAGCGGAGCGAGGGCGGCCUGCUGCGGGAGCUCAAGGACUGCCGACACGACACCAGCAGAGUGCACCUCGUGUGCAACAACUACGAAUGUGGCAAGCGUCGUACCAUCGGUGCUGGAAGAAAGCGAAUCGUGGGUGGUGUAGAAGCCUCACCUGGCGACUGGCCUUUCUUGGCUGCCAUACUCGGUGGACCGGAAGAGGUGUUCUACUGCGCUGGAGUCCUGGUAGCUGAUCAGUGGGUGCUCACUGCUUCGCAUUGUGUUGGCAAUCAUUCAGACGUGAACGGCUGGACGAUACAGCUGGGCAUCACACGGAGACGCUCCCACGCGUAUUACGGGCAGAAGGUGAAGGUUCGGAGAGUCGUUCCACAUCCUCUAUACAAUGUGGGAGUUGCCCAUGACAAUGAUAUCGCCUUGUUCCAGCUGGCGGUUCGCGUUCGGUAUCACGAGCAGCUCUCCCCAGUGUGUCUGCCGCCUGCUCAGCGCGCGCUCGCUCCCGGCACUCUGUGUACCGUCAUCGGCUGGGGCAAGAGGGACGACAAGGACAUGUCAGAAUACGAGCCGGCAGUGAACGAGGUCGAGGUACCUGUGCUGAACCGCGACCUCUGCAACCAGUGGCUCGAACAUCGCGACCUCAACGUCACCGAGGGUAUGAUCUGCGCCGGAUACCCGGAGGGCGGCAAGGACGCUUGCCAGGGCGACUCCGGCGGUCCGCUACUCUGCAAGGACCCAGAUGAUUCGUCGCGCUGGUACGUCGGUGGUAUUGUGUCAUGGGGCAUCAAGUGCGCUCACCCGCGCCUGCCGGGCGUAUACGCGUACGUACCUCGCUAUGUUCCGUGGAUCAUGCAUCAGAUUCGUCUGUACGACGACGAACACGCGCGCUCCGACGACGAUUGA